Molecule: messenger RNA, 1698 nt
Organism: Penicillium canariense
Lineage: Eukaryota; Fungi; Ascomycota; Eurotiomycetes; Eurotiales; Aspergillaceae
Exons: 2
Coding region: 1-1698 (565 amino acids)
Biological process (GO): amino acid transmembrane transport
Cellular component (GO): membrane
Molecular function (GO): amino acid transmembrane transporter activity
Source: RefSeq, a predicted model, not a curated record
AUGGCUGGUUAUACAGAAAAACAACAAGUGCCAAGCUAUGAGGAGAAAGGGCGUGACUCCGCCACUGAUAGUCAGGAGGAUCCGCAGAUCGCGGAGGCUGUCGUUGACAACAGCGACCAGCUGAAGCGGCACCUGGGCAACCGUCAGAUUCAGUUGAUCGCUAUCGGCGGCUCUAUUGGCACAGCGACCUUCGUGAGCAUCACAUCCGGUUUGGUGAAGGGUGGCCCGGGAAGCUUGUUCUUGGCAUACACCAUCUACUCGUGUAUGAUGGGCCUCGUAAACAAUUGCAUGGCAGAGAUGGCCAUUUUUAUGCCGAUAAGUGGCGCAUUUAUUCGCAUGGCAGGGCACUGGGUCGAUGAAGCGUUUGGGUUUUGGGCCGGUUGGAACUUCUUCCUUUACGAGGCCCUGCUGAUUCCAUUCGAGAUCUCGGCGCUGAAUCUGGUCCUGACAUUCUGGCGGGAUGAUAUCCCCGUCGAGGCGGUGGUAGCUGCCUGCAUUGUGACCUACUUUGUCCUGAAUGCCUUUACGGUCAAGUAUUAUGGAGAAGCUGAGUUCUGGCUCGCGACUGGCAAAGUACUGCUCAUUUUGAUCGUCUUUCUUUUCACAUUCAUUACCAUGGUUGGAGGCAAUCCCAAGCACGAUGCUUAUGGGUUUCGCUAUUGGAACCAGCCUGGCUCAUUUGCCGAAUACAUCACCACGGGCUCUCUGGGUCGCUUUGAAGGUUUUUUGGGUGCAAUAUGGAGCGCGUCUUUCACUGUUGUCGGUCCAGAAUAUAUGUCCAUGGUCGCAGGCGAAACAAAACUGCCCCGACGCUACCUCAAGACGGCCUUCAAGACCACCUAUGCCCGGUUUGCAUUCUUUUUUAUCGGCAGUGCACUAUGUGUGGGAAUUGUUAUUCCGUACAAUGACAAAACGUUGUUGGAUAUUCUCAGCGGCUCUUCGAGUGGCUCAGGCACCGCGGCCGCAUCUCCAUAUGUCAUUGCCAUGAACAACCUGGGCAUUACCGUGCUUCCUCAUAUUACUAACGCUUUGUUGGUGACGAGCAUUUUCUCUGCAGGAAAUGCCUACACAUACUACGGUACUCGCAGCCUCUAUGGUUUGGCUUUGCAGGGCCAGGCCCCCAUGGUACUGGCACGAUGCACCAAAGCUGGUGUGCCGAUCUACUGUCUGUGCAUUGUCAUCAUCUUCCCCUUCCUUGCAUUUUUAAACGUCUCCAGUGGUUCUGCCAAAGUUCUCACCUGGCUCACCAACAUCAUAACCGCUGCCCAGGUCAUCGAUUAUAUUAUCAUAUGCGUGACUUAUCUUUUCUUCUAUCGCGCCUGUCACGCACAAGGCAUCGACCGCCGUACUCUCCCAUAUUAUGGAUACUUUCAGCCGUACUCUGCCUGGAUUGGCCUAGUGUGGAUGACAUGUGUGGUAUGCUGCUACGGUUACUCUACCUUCCUUCCAGGUAACUGGACUGUGGGCGGUUUCUUCACCUAUUAUACCAUGGUCUUACUCGCGCCCGUCCUGUUUUUUGGAUGGAAGAUAAUUAAGCGCACCAAGUUUAUUAAGGCACAAGAGGCCGAUCUGAUAUGGGAUAGGCCAGUUAUUGAUGCGUAUGAGGCGACUUUCACCGAGUACGCACCGGGCUUCUGGACAGAGAUUCUACAAAUGUUUGGACUGCGGAGAGACAAGAGAGAGAGACAGCAGAUCUGA